ACGUCAUCAUGUCCCCCUAAACUUCAUGUAGCCGCCAUGAGUUCGCCUUUCGCUAGCUCCACUCACGAUCCAGGCUCAUCUCUGACAGACCUCCUCUGCCAUCAUACCUACACACGUCUUCCAUCCUAGCACAGACACCUUACCAACAUCCUUAACAUGCAAUUCACUUUCGAUGACGAUGCGGACUUUCAUCGUGUUGGAUGUAUGGUACGCAGUGCCGUCGGAGAGAAGGAGUAUGGUGAUGAGGAGAAACUGCUGCUGCAAAGGAUUGAAGAAGAGAAGGGCAGGGAGCAUGAUGAAGCUUCGGAACGUAGGAAAAAGGUUGAUGAGGAACGGAUUCAACAGCUCCAGCUUCAGCUCAAUACCUUGAAGAGUGUAGACGAAUGGUCAGCGUUUGCCCAGCAAGGUGACGAUUUGUAUGGCGCAAUUCCAAGGCAAGGAGGAUCCGAGAGCAAGGAACACGAAGGAGAGACUUUGGAAACAAUUACAAGUAGGGUGCAUCAAAGGCAACAAGAGGAGGAACAGAGAAGGCGCAAGGAUGAAGAUGAAAUCAUCGCGAGAUUGCAGCGAGAAAUCGAGGCAAAGCUCUGCAGCGAAACCUGAAAACUUAACUGACCUGUUAAGUUUGGGGGACAGCAGUGUGGGCCGGAUGAGAGUUGGUUCUCACUGUCUUUUCUCUCAGAGGUUCUCGCCGUAUCAUGCCUGUGUGGGACAGUGUUUUUUUUAAACUUAAACCAAGUACUCGAUUAAU
Guillardia theta CCMP2712 is the source of this 751-nucleotide messenger RNA. RefSeq lists its product as hypothetical. The record is from RefSeq and is a predicted model, not a curated record. Bases 157 to 603 code for a protein of 148 amino acids. The transcript has 7 exons. NCBI's taxonomy places the organism in Eukaryota, Cryptophyceae, Pyrenomonadales, Geminigeraceae.